This is a messenger RNA of Nycticebus coucang (slow loris), 1437 nucleotides long. It is a transcript of the gene CD79A, whose product is annotated as CD79a molecule. Gene Ontology annotation, cellular component: membrane; B cell receptor complex; external side of plasma membrane. Bases 7 to 834 code for a protein of 275 amino acids. The record is from RefSeq and is a predicted model, not a curated record. The transcript has 5 exons. NCBI's taxonomy places the organism in Eukaryota, Metazoa, Chordata, Mammalia, Primates, Lorisidae. Gene Ontology annotation, molecular function: transmembrane signaling receptor activity. Gene Ontology annotation, biological process: B cell differentiation; B cell receptor signaling pathway.
AAGCAUAUGGCAGGUGCUGCCCCCAGGCCUGACAGCCAAAAGGCCAGUGGAGCCCAUCUCCGGCAGGGCUGGGCAGGAAGUGGGGCGGGGUCUAGGGUGGGAUCUUUACCCCAGGACUGCUGCAACCCAGACAAACCAACCCACCGGGAGAAGAUGGCUGGGGAUCCGGGCGUCCUCCAAGGUCUGCAGGCCACCAUCUUCCUCUUCUUGCUGUCUGCUGCCUGCCUGGGUCCUGGGUGCCAGGCCCUGUGGGUGGACAGGGGCCCACCAUCGGUGACGGUGAGCGUAGGGGAUAAGGUCCACCUCCCUUGCCAGUACACUGACAACAAAACCAAAGUCAAUGUCACAUGGUGGCGCAUCAUCCAAGGCAACCAUAUGUGGCCCCCUGAGUACAUAGGUUCUGCCAACGACUCCAAUAGUGAGCUGACCAUCGAGAAUGUGAACAAGAGUCAUGGGGGCAUGUACAGGUGCCAGGUCCAGGAACAAGGCAAACCACACCGGUACUCCUGUGGCACCUACCUCCGCGUCCGUGAGCCGCCCCCUAGACCUUUCCUGGACAUGGGGGAGGGCACCAAGAACCGCAUCAUCACAGCGGAGGGCAUCAUCCUUCUGUUCUGCGCAGUGGUGCCUGGGACAUUGCUUCUGUUCAGGAAACGAUGGCAGAACGAGAAGUUCGGGGUAGAUGCCCAGGAUGAUUAUGAAGAUGAAAAUCUCUAUGAGGGCCUGAACUUGGACGACUGCUCCAUGUAUGAGGACAUCUCCAGGGGCCUCCAAGGCACCUACCAGGAUGUGGGCAGCCUCCACGUUGGAGAUGUCCAGCUGGAGAAGCCGUGACACCCCCACUCCCACCAGACUGCCCCUGCCUGCUGCACACCAAAUCCAGGUCUCUCCUCACUGUGCAGUCUUCUUUCAUUUUCCACCCUGGGGUAUCCUCUCUCUCUUUUUUUUUUUUUUUGGAGACAGAGUCUCAAGCUGUUGCCCUGGGUAGAGUGCGGUGGUGUCAUAGCUCACAGCAACCUACAACUCUUGGGCUUAAGCAAUCCUCUUGCCUCAGUUUUUCUAUUCUUAGUAGAGACAGGGUCCUGCUUUUGCUCAGGCUGGUCUCGAAUUUGUAAGCUCAAGCAAUCCACCCGCCUCGGCCUCCCAGAGUGUUGGGAUUCCAGGCCUGAAGCCCACCCAGGUACCCUCUCUGUUCUCCCCUCCAAACCUCCUCGGACUCCUCUGAGGUGUCCUACUCUUCUCCCUCUAGACUGUCCCAUCCUCCCCACCCCCAAAUGCAGUUCUCCCCCUGCUGCCUUUCCCAGGCUCCCUCCCCUGCGGGUAAUGAGCCUUAAUAGCUGCCUCUGGGGGAGCUGAUUAUAACAGCCUCGUUAGUGUCACCCCCUCCUCCCUGAUCUGUCAUGGCCACUUAGUGAUAAUAAAUCCUUCCCAACUGCA